AUGGGAGAAAACAAUUUUCGGGAGAGAGAAGUAGUGAUUACUGAGCUAACCAAGGGGAGGGAGUUGAUGUUGCAACUGCAAAAACACUUUGAUCCCAUGAAACAGGACGUUUGCCGGUAUUUGGCUGCGGAAAUACUUUCUUCCUAUGAUAAAGCUAUGUCCCUCUUAAAUGGCAUAGCUUUAUCAGACAAUUUCGCCUACACUAACUGUAAUCAUUAUAGGAAGAUGCUGGCACCAAGGGCAGAGUAUGUAGAAGCUCGUCACGGAGAAGAGGUUCCACCUGAAGAUGGAUUUAAUUGGAGGAAAUAUGGACAGAAACUUAUCUUAGGUGCAAAAUAUCCCAGAGAAUAUUUUCAAUGUGUUUGUCGUCAUUGUGAUGCUACUAAGAUGGUCCAGCAAAUGGAGACAGAGCCAUUAACUUUUGAAGUUACCUAUGGGGAAAGUCACAGUUGUGGUCAAGAAAACAAAAACCAAAAUGAAGAACUACUAGUUGCUGUGGGAACACAAGUUGGAAGAGCAGCAGGGAAACUGUCUGAAUGCUACAUUCCUGAGAUGGUUACCCCAAAUAAUUCAUAUAAAACGAAAUAUCCAUCUGAUAUUACAUACGAUACUAUCCUACAGUUAUUCUCAGACCAACCAAGUUAUAUUCAUUUAUAAUCAAGUCAAUUUUAUUAUCU
Molecule: messenger RNA, 677 nt
Organism: Solanum verrucosum
Lineage: Eukaryota; Viridiplantae; Streptophyta; Magnoliopsida; Solanales; Solanaceae
Product: transcription factor WRKY19-like
Exons: 3
Coding region: 1-657 (218 amino acids)
Biological process (GO): regulation of DNA-templated transcription
Molecular function (GO): sequence-specific DNA binding; DNA-binding transcription factor activity
Source: RefSeq, a predicted model, not a curated record